AGUACGGUCUUUCUCCAAGCUCCACCGAGUCCUUGAAAAUGGUGUUUCCAGACGCUGGCGAUUUUUUCGGCUACGCUCUUGCCGGUGUUCCUUCGGCAUCAUUUUCUGCAACAGCUAUGUUACCAAAGCUCAUUUUGGAUGAUGAUCAUCCAUUGACAAAUGCAAUAAAAUCGGAGAAAGAUCAUAAAGCGGGUCAAGAGACUAAUAUGCCCCCUUUACACGACACCGCUUGUUGCGGUGGAGGCGGCGGGCCAUCAUCUCCAUCAUCAUCAUCAAUGAAUGCAAGAGAAAUGCGGAAAGCCGCAGCAGUGCUGGAGGUAGAGGAGGAGAAAAGAAUCAAAGCAACAGCAGUCACUGUCAAAGAAGAAGAUGAUGAUGGUGUAGAUAGUCUCAAUGAGUUGAAGGGAGGAGGCGGUGGCGGUAAUAAUAAAAAUAACAAUGGGAUAUCGUCGUCUUCGUGUUCCUCUGUGGAUUUACCUAAACCCAUGGAGGGUUUACAUGAGGCAGGUCCACCUCCGUUUCUGAAGAAGACAUUUGAGAUGGUGGAGGAUCCGGAAACAGAUGAAACAGUGUCGUGGGGCAAGAAUCGCGAUAGUUUUGUUGUUUGGGACUCUCAUGAAUUCUCUAAAAUUCUGCUUCCAAAGUAUUUCAAGCACAAUAAUUUCUCCAGCUUCAUUCGCCAGCUAAAUACCUACGGCUUUAGAAAGAUUGAUCCGGAUAGAUGGGAGUUUGCGAAUGAAGGGUUUCACGGUGCCAAGAAGCAUUUGCUAAAGACCAUCAAGAGAAGAAGCAGGUAUAACAAACAGCAGAGCGGAGCAGUUACUGGCGUUAAUGAUUCAACAAAACCUCGUUUGGAAGCUGAACUUGAAAACCUGAAGGAUGAUCAGGAUGUUUUAAGGUUGGAAAUCUUGAAAAUUAGACAGCAGCAGCAGGAGUCGCAAACUCAGCUGAGUGCUGUUGAAGAACGCAUUCAAGCUGCAGAGUGCAAACAAUUGCAGAUGUUUAUUUUCUUUACCAAAGCUGCCAGAAAUCCUGGCUUUAUCCAACAACUAAUCCAGAAGAGAAAGCAAAGAGGGAAGCUAGAUGGGAUUGAAUUUCGCAAGAAAAGACGACUGCUUCAAACCCAUCUUCCUGAAAGCUUUCCUGCUGCCGUGGAUACCAACCAAAGCGUCCAUUUUAAAAUCCAUGCUCAGGAACAACUGGCCACAAUGCAGACCGAAAUUACUGAGAUUUUAACUGAGGAUGUGGAGACCAGCCAAAUGUUGAAAGUAUUUCCAGCUCCAAUGAGUGAUGGGUUUUGCAGUCCGAUACUUCAAGAUCAUAAUGCAAAUAUAAUGUGCGAAACGAGUACUCAAGAUAUGUCCUCUGCUUAUAAUCUAAUGUCAGAGAAGCUACUGGAUGAUGGUUCAGUGAUUGAGGAUUUGGUUGAUGAGGAGGUAGAUGUCAAUGACUCAAAGCUCUACCUUGAAUUACAGGAUUUGAUUGGGAUGCCACGAAUGUGGGGUGGAUUUGCAACUGAGUUAGUAGGGCAUACAGCUGGUUGAUCAAUUCCCAGAUUGUAAUGAUUGUUGACAUGCCUCUAGACUUCUUAAAGAUGGUGCUGCUUCAUCUACGUGGGGUGAGAGAGUUAAAGAUGAAGUGAUCCUUUCAUUUGAAUUCCUGCAGAUUAAAGCAACUUCUCAACCCAAUAUUUGAGAUGCUAGUGUUUGUUCACAAACGUUCACGUCUUUCUUACCAGAGUCCAAUCCUGCAGAUUGUAAAUAUUUCUACCCCAUUACAUAGAACUAUAGAAGACGUACCAUAGUUAUGCCCUGCAUCGAAGUUCUCAUAGAAGGAAUGCUUUUUAUAGUAUAGUAAUUAACUCUCUGUUCGCUGGUUAUUGACUUCUUAUGGUAUCUUAAUUUACUUUCAA
Messenger RNA from Populus euphratica (Euphrates poplar), 1912 nucleotides. Its product is annotated as heat shock factor protein HSF30-like. Gene Ontology annotation, molecular function: DNA-binding transcription factor activity; RNA polymerase II cis-regulatory region sequence-specific DNA binding. The transcript is spliced from 3 exons. Gene Ontology annotation, biological process: cellular response to heat; regulation of transcription by RNA polymerase II. The coding region runs from base 39 to 1544 and encodes 501 amino acids. Gene Ontology annotation, cellular component: nucleus. Lineage: Eukaryota; Viridiplantae; Streptophyta; Magnoliopsida; Malpighiales; Salicaceae. The record is from RefSeq and is a predicted model, not a curated record.